Molecule: messenger RNA, 2160 nt
Organism: Pistacia vera
Lineage: Eukaryota; Viridiplantae; Streptophyta; Magnoliopsida; Sapindales; Anacardiaceae
Product: respiratory burst oxidase homolog protein B-like
Exons: 9
Coding region: 130-2001 (623 amino acids)
Cellular component (GO): plasma membrane
Molecular function (GO): NAD(P)H oxidase H2O2-forming activity
Source: RefSeq, a predicted model, not a curated record
UGCAGGGUGGACAAAAAUUUAGAUGGCAGAAUCACUGAAAAGGAAGUGAAAGAGAUUAUUCUUCUUAGUGCAUCUGCAAAUAAGCUGUCAAAAAUCCAAGAAAGUGCAGAGGAAUAUGCAGCUUUAAUCAUGGAAGAGCUUGACCCAGACAAUCUUGGAUAUGUUGAGUUGUACAACUUGGAAAUGCUGCUACUGCAAGCCCCAAAUCAAUCAACUAACCUGAUAACCGAUAGUCGGAUGUUGAGCCAGAUGCUAAGUGAAAGAUUGGUGCCAACCAAAGACAGAAAUGUGAUCAAGAAAUGGUACAGGGGGCUAGCCUACUUUGUUGAGGACAAUUGGAAGAGGAUUUGGGUCAUGGCACUAUGGCUUUCUAUCUGUGCAGGCCUUUUCACCUGGAAAUUCAUUCAGUAUAAAAAUCGUGCCGUGUUCGAUGUAAUGGGGUACUGUGUUACCACAGCUAAGGGUGCAGCUGAGACACUCAAAUUCAACAUGGCACUAAUUCUUCUCCCAGUUUGUAGAAAUACCAUUACUUUGCUUAGAAGUAAAACCAAGCUUGGAGCUGUUGUUCCCUUUGAUGACAACAUCAAUUUUCACAAGGUGGUUGCUUUUGGGAUUGCUAUUGGAGUUGGACUACAUGGAAUUGCACAUCUUACAUGUGAUUUUCCAAGGCUGCUACAUACAACCGAUGAUGAGUAUGAGCCAAUGGAGCAAUUCUUUGGCGAAGAUCGCCCGGAAAACUACUGGUGGUUUGUGAAAGGGACUGAGGGUUGGACUGGUGUGGUGAUGGUGGUGCUCAUGGCCAUUGCCUACAUAUUAGCACAACCAUGGUUUCGCCGCAACAGGCUAAAGCGCCCAAAAUUCCUGAAGAAACUCACCGGUUUCAACGCCUUCUGGUACUCACACCACCUGUUUGUUAUUGUGUAUGUUUUGUUCGUCAUUCACGGAUACUAUCUCUUCCUCUCCAAGAAAUGGUACAAGAAAACGACCUGGAUGUAUCUGGCCGUCCCGGUUCUAUUAUACGCAUGUGAACGCUUGACUCGCGCAUUCAGGUCGGGCUAUAAAUCUGUGAAGAUUCUUAAGGUUGCAGUGUACCCUGGAAAUGUUCUGGCCCUGCACAUGUCAAAGCCUCAAGGAUUCAAAUACACUAGUGGGCAAUAUAUAUUUGUAAAUUGUGCAGAUGUGUCCCCAUUUCAAUGGCACCCCUUCUCCAUUACUUCAGCUCCUGGGGAUGAUUAUCUGAGCAUCCAUAUUAGGACUUUGGGUGACUGGACAUCACAACUCAAAACCCUCUUCUCUAAGGUAUGUCAGCCUCCAUCAAUGAAUCAAAGUGGCCUUCUAAGAGCAGACGUCGGGGACAGCGAAAACAAGCCCAGGUUGCCAAAACUCUUGAUUGAUGGCGCAUAUGGAGCUCCUGCACAAGACUACAAGGAAUAUGAUGUGCUCCUCUUGGUUGGCCUUGGCAUAGGAGCCACCCCAUUGAUCAGCAUUGUAAAAGAUGUUCUUAACAACAUUAGGCAACAGAAAGAAUUGGAAGAAGGAAUAGUAGAGGGUGGACAAGCCAAAAACAAUAAGAAAAAGCCUUUCGCAACCAAACGUGCUUAUUUCUAUUGGGUCACUCGCGAGCAAGGCUCGUUUGAGUGGUUUAGGGGUGUCAUGAACGAGGUUGCAGAUUACGAUCUAGACGGAAUCAUCGAGCUUCAUAACUAUUGCACUAGUGUCUACGAAGAAGGAGAUGCAAGAUCAGCUCUAAUCACCAUGCUUCAAUCUCUCAACCAUGCUAAAAAUGGUCUUGACAUCGUGUCAGGUACCCAAGUUAAAACACAUUUCGCUAGACCUAACUGGCGUACCGUUUUCAAGCACGUUGCCAUGAAGCACACCGACGAAAGAGUUGGGGUGUUUUACUGUGGAGCUCCAGGACUGACUGGAGAAUUAAGGCGGCUAGCUCAAGACUUUUCUAGGAAAACUACAACCAAAUUUGAUUUUCAUAAAGAGAACUUUUGAAUUUGUCUUUAGUGCUUUCACUCUGUCUUUAUCUUUUAUUUCAAAUUUAAUUCUUUUUGUAAAUGUAAUAUAAGUUUAAUUUAUGUGAUGUUUCUUCUACAGCAUACAUAAAUGUAAUCUUUAUAAUAGUUUUUGUGGACUCUUCUUUCAGUUAAAAAU